Chanos chanos (milkfish) is the source of this 1483-nucleotide messenger RNA. It is a transcript of the gene neil1, whose product is annotated as nei-like DNA glycosylase 1. Gene Ontology annotation, biological process: base-excision repair. The record is from RefSeq and is a predicted model, not a curated record. Gene Ontology annotation, cellular component: nucleus. The coding region runs from base 78 to 1397 and encodes 439 amino acids. Gene Ontology annotation, molecular function: nucleic acid binding; DNA N-glycosylase activity; DNA-(apurinic or apyrimidinic site) endonuclease activity. Lineage: Eukaryota; Metazoa; Chordata; Actinopteri; Gonorynchiformes; Chanidae. The transcript is spliced from 11 exons.
UUUGAUGAUAUAACUCGCAGUUGAACUUAAUCAAAACAGCUAAAGCGAUUCGAUUCCUCUCUCGCUGACAAAACACAAUGCCCGAGGGUCCAGAACUCCAUUUGGCCAGUCUGUUUGUGAACAGGGUGUGUGAAGGUUUGGUGUUUUCAGGAUGUGUGGAAAAGUCAGAGGUGAGUAAAAGUCCUGCGGUGGACUUUGCCUGUGAUGAGUACCGCAUCACCGCUACAUCCAGAGGCAAGGAAGUUCGACUCACGCUCACACCCAUUAAGAAUGACGACAGCAAAGGAAAAGUCAAGGGAGUUCAAAACCAAGAGCCUAUGGAUGUGGUCUUGCGUUUUGGGAUGUCAGGAUUUUUUAGGUUUACUAACGAGGAUGAGCUGCCCAAGCAUGCUCAUUUACGCUUCUACACCAAUGAAAAGCCGCGCAGAGUUCUCAGUUUUGUUGACGCACGCAGAUUUGGCAGCUGGCAACCCAAUGGAACCUGGCAAGCAGACAGAGGCCCUUGUAUCAUGUUUGAGUAUGAGGACUUCAGGCAGAAUGUUUUGUCUAACCUGUCAGACAAAGCUUUUGAUAGGCCCAUCUGUGAAGCUCUCCUGAAUCAGAAAUACUUCAACGGAAUUGGUAACUACCUGCGGGCAGAGAUCUUAUACAGACUGAAAAUCCCCCCUUUUGUAAAGGCAAGGACUGUUCUAGAAGGACUUGUUCCUAUAGAGAACAAAAAGGCUAUCAAAGAGGAGGUCAAGCCACCGGAGACAUCACAUAAAGGAGGAGUAAAGAAUCUGAAGGCCGAGAGUCAAGACCUCCUCUCUCUGUGUCACACUGUGCCUCUGGAGGUGGUUAAACUAGGAGGAAAAGGCUACGACCCAGAAAAGACAGAUUACUCAGUGUUUGAGGCUUGGCUGCAGUGUUACUAUGUGGAUGGAAUGAACUCACUGAGAGACCAUAAUGGGAGAACUAUGUGGUUUAAGGGGGAAGCUGGUCCAAUGGCCCCUAAAGAUUCUAAGUCUCCAAAAGCAAAGAGGAGAAUAAAGAAAGAUGACCAUGACUACACAGACACAAAGAAGGGAGCAAAAAAGAGUCGCACAGACAGCCUUUCAAAGGACAAGCCAGUCAAACCUAAAACAGGGACAAAAAGACCUACUGUGCCAAAAAGGCAGAAAAACAGUCCGGAGGUAGAGCAGACAGAUGACGGUAAACGUAAAACUCGCAGAAAAAGCAGCUCAGCAGCACCUCAAAAGCAGAACAGAUCUACAAAAAAGAUCAAAGCUAAGACUGGACAGGAUGUGAGCACGCCUAAAGCCAAAAAGAAACCGAAUGCUCGCAGGAAGAGCAGCACAGCGGAGCCUCAGAGAAAAAGUGGUCGAAUAAUAGCCGGGAGCUUGAGAAGAAAUAGCUAAGGCCAAUUUAUACUUCAAUUUACAUACUCAGGAAUGGAAGAAAAAUGGUUCUUCUUCGUUUCAUGGGACCAUUGCAGCUGUUUUUA